GAGCGAUUGUGCGUGUGAAGCCGGAGCAGCAGCAGCAGCAGCAGGCUCCAAAGAUCCUCGAAGAAGAAAUUUUUGUUUUGGGAAGCUGAAGUUUAAAAAAAAAGUGUUGCAAAAUGUGGAACAUGAUGUGCGACGUGAUGCCGACGAUCUCGGAGGACACCAUCUCCCAGCGGUCGUCCCAGUUCAGCGGCGAGGAUGCCAACUUCGAGCAGCUGAUGGUGUCGAUGCUGGACGAGCGGGACAAGCUGAUGGACAGCUUGCGCGAAACCCAGCAGCGGAUGGCGGACAUGGAGAUGAAAAUCCAGGAGGUGGAAAAGGAGCGGGACAGUCUGCAGCGCCAGAUUGCGGCCAACUUACCACAGGAAUUCUCGACACUAACCAAAGAGCUAACGCAGGCCCGCGAGACGCUGCUCGAACGAGAUGAAGAAAUCGGAGAGCUGAAGGCGGAACGGAAUAAUACCAGGCUCCUGUUGGAACAUCUCGAGUGUCUAGUGUCCCGGCACGAGCGUUCGUUACGCAUGACGGUGGUGAAGCGGCAGGCGGCAUCCCAGAGCGGCGUGUCAAGCGAGGUGGAGGUGUUGAAGGCCCUAAAGAGUUUGUUCGAGCACCACAAGGCGUUGGAUGAGAAGGUUCGCGAACGGCUCCGAAUAUCGUUAGAGAAAAACAAUGAGCUGGAAGAGGAACUCAACCAAACCAAAGAGGAGCUUCAACAAUACAAAUCCGGCGUAUUGUCUAACCAAUCGGAUCCCUCGUUGGACAGUAGCAGUGAAAAGAAGGACGCUUUGAAAAAUGGUGAAGCGGGAGAAAUGAUCGAUUACAGUGCGAAAACGCACGAGCUUCAAACGAUCAUCGAGAAGCAGACGGCCGAACUUUCCCAGUGGCAGAGGCGGGUGUCCGAUCUCAACACCAAGAUCAACGAGAUGGAGGAGAACAUGUGCAAGCUGCAGAAGGAGUAUACCAAAUCGCAGGAAGCGUGCGUGAAGCUGCAGCGCGAUCUGCGCGAAAACGUUGCCCAGAAGGAGGACCAAGAGGAACGUAUCGCCACGCUCGAGAAGCGCUAUCUGAAUGCACAGCGCGAAUCCACCUCGUUGCACGAUCUAAACGAAAAGCUUGAACAGGAAUUGCGCCACAAGGAGGCUCAACUGAAGCUGCAAGAAGGCAAGAUAGCAGCGAUACAAGAGAAGCUUGAACUAUCGGACCAAAAGUUGGCCCAGUUUUCGAAGUUGCCCGAAAUGGAGGAGCAGCUGAAGGCUCGUAUGGAAGCCCUAACACAGGUAGGCAAGCAGGCACAAGAGCGGCACGGUUCCGCGGAGGACAGGAUCACGCGGCUGGAGAACAGUGUGGAGGAAAAGAAUGCGGAAGUGAUGCGUCUGAAUCAAAGACUGAAGAUGAACGAGGAGCACAAUCAGCGGCUAUCGUCGACGGUGGACAAACUGUUGGCCGAGUCGAACGAUCGGCUGCAGGUCCAUUUGAAGGAACGCAUGACGGCACUGGAGGAGAAAAAUACGCUCACGCAAGAGCUCGACAAGGCGCGCAAGUACGCCGAGGAGCUGUGCCAGGAGAAAUCCGAUAUGCUCAAGGAGAUCGCCAAAAACCGGCUAGAGAUGGAAACGUUCAAGCGUCAAAUUUUGCAACAGGAAAUUGCGUACAACAUCCAGCAAACGGAAGCACUUACCAGAAGCUUAUCACCAAACGCGGUCGGCAAUGCGUCGGCAAACAGUGGCUUUUCGCGCAGCGGUUCGGCCACCUUCAGCACGCACAGUUUGCGGAGGAACAAAUCGACGCUCGAGGAGGAACACUUUAACCGCUCGAUGGCGGAACAGGACUGGAACAAACUGCAGCACAUGACCAAUGCACAAGUAUUUGACGGAGGUGUGCUGGAUGGCGGCGCGGACGAAGCGGACAAUCUGUUCGGCACGGGCGACAUUAUCUCACCGACCGGGCACACCGAUGCACAAACACUGGCCAUCAUGCUUCAGGAGCAGCUGGACGCAAUCAAUAAUGAAAUCAGGUUAAUACAGGAGGAAAAGCAGUCCACGGAGGCACGAGCAGAGGAGCUAGAAUCUCGUGUCGGCAGCUUAGAGCACAUGAAUCUUCUAGCCCGCGGACGGUCCAUGGAUCGCCAGAGUCCACCGCUUAGUGGUAGCAGCACACCAAACAGUCCAAACCGGGACUAUCUUCAAAAGUAUCACACGGCGCCAGCGUCGAUGUCGCCAGCGCAUUUGCAUCAAUACGUUACCACUUUGAAUCAAGUUCCGUUGUCCGAAUCGUUACCCUCUAGCCAAGUACAGCUGGCGCAUCUUCAGUCGGAAUUGCAGCACGAUGACAUGGGCAACGCAGAUCACGACAUGUCGGCAGGUGGUAUUGGUGGAGGUGACACUAGUUCAGGAGGAACCAUAUCUCCGGCCACCGCACGCACGAUGCGACUGGAACGUUUCGCACUAGCACUAGCUCACAGCCAAGAGGAGUUAAAACGACGAUCGCAAGGAGUCGUGCAUGGAUCGGAAUUUCCGAGCGAGUCCAGGAACCAUUUUGUACCCAGUAAUACGUACGGAAUGUCACCGCUCAAUUCACGCCAUGGAAGCCAGGAAUCGUUGAAACACUUAAGUAUGGUUAGCUCACUAAGUUCUCUGCAAACGCCAACCGCCAGCCGGGGAGGAGAUGCCGUAUCGGCGGCACAGAAGAAGAAGGGCAUCAAGUCCAGUUUGGGACGGUUCUUUAGUAAAAAGGAGAAGGUUAAGGGCGUUAAGGAUUCCUCUAUGCCAGACGGUUCUACCAGCAUGAUGUCCAUGAGUGGGCUAUCGCUUAUCAGCGACAUUGAUUCCACGUACGAUAAUAUCAGCGUAUCUGGCUACAAACCACCGGGCAAGUCGAAUCCGAUCGAUUACACCCGGCAGAAGAAAAAGGAACACGACUACAGACACGAUCUGCUGGGUGAAGCGAUGAAAGCUGGCACACCGUUCGCACUGUGGAACGGACCAACGAUCGUGGCCUGGCUGGAGCUGUGGGUCGGUAUGCCGGCCUGGUAUGUGGCGGCUUGCCGUGCCAACGUGAAAUCUGGUGCCAUCAUGAGCGCGCUGAGCGAUACGGAGAUACAGCGUGAAAUCGGUAUCAGCAAUCCACUGCACCGGCUAAAACUACGUCUUGCCAUACAGGAAAUGGUGUCUCUGACGUCACCAUCGGCCCCACAAACUACACGAACAACGCUGGCAUUUGGAGACAUGAAUCACGAAUGGAUAGGAAACUAUUGGUUGCCUAGCUUGGGUCUACCUCAGUACCGUACGACGUUCAUGGAGUGUCUGGUGGACGCUCGCAUGCUCGAUCACCUCAAUAAAAAGGACCUGCGCGGCCAGCUGAAGAUGGUGGACAGCUUCCAUCGGACGAGCCUGCAGUACGGCAUAUCCUGCCUGAAGCGACUAAACUACGAUCGUACCGCGCUCGAGGAACGACGAAAGGCGUCCGAAAACAGUCUCAGCGAUGUGCUGGUGUGGACAAACGAUCGCACAAUGCGGUGGGUGCAGAGCGUUGGGUUGAAGGAGUAUGCCAACAAUCUGCUCGAGUCCGGCAUACACGGCGCACUGAUAGCGUUAGACGAAAGCUUCGAUGCUAAUUCCAUGGCCCUAGCAUUGCAAAUUCCAACACAAAACACACAGGCUAGACAAAUUUUAGGCACGGAAUUUAACAAACUACUCGAACUGUCGACCGAACGGCGCACGGAUCGAGAUUCAAUCAAAUCUUGACAUAAU
Anopheles maculipalpis is the source of this 3746-nucleotide messenger RNA. RefSeq names its product liprin-alpha-1 (gene Liprin-alpha). NCBI's taxonomy places the organism in Eukaryota, Metazoa, Arthropoda, Insecta, Diptera, Culicidae. The transcript has 19 exons. Gene Ontology annotation, molecular function: protein binding. Gene Ontology annotation, biological process: synapse organization. Gene Ontology annotation, cellular component: presynaptic active zone. The record is from RefSeq and is a predicted model, not a curated record. The coding region runs from base 114 to 3740 and encodes 1208 amino acids.